CAUACAUCACCUUUUUUUUGUAGGGCUUCUUUGGUGGACUUCAACACAGAAGUGAAGACUAUGAAACACCAGGACAGCAACGCAAAAACCGACAAUGAUUUCCUGCACACGGCUAAACAUCCAUCUGAUGUGCCACUUCCGAUGCUCAGCAAGGAUGCCUCCGAAGAUGUGGUUCCGAGAGUUUGCCGCGUGCGCAGAAAGGCAGCUGAAGCUGCGAUCAACAAAAUGAUGAACUCAACCGGCUCCACACGAAAGAAAAAAGGUUCAAAUACCAGUGAUGUCUGCAGCAACGCCCACCACCUCAAGAAACCAUCGGAGAAGCGACGCUACAACUGCCAGAUAUGCGAGCAAUUGUUUGCAAGAAAGCAUGAUCUUGCGGCACAUCUCAGGAUGCAUGCAAGCGAUAAGCCCUAUAAAUGCGGCACAUGCACUAAAUCAUUUAAACGAAAGGCUCAUUUCCGGGCACACACUCGCACUCACACACGAGAGAAGCCCUACCAUUGCCACGUCUGCGCUAAAUCAUUUACGCAACGGUGCAAUCUCCAGGUACACAUUCGCACUCACACAGGAGAGAAGCCCUAUCAUUGCCAUGUAUGCGCUAAAUCAUUUACGCAACAGGGCAAUCUCGGGGCACAUCUUCGCACUCACACAGGAGAGAAGCCCUACCAUUGCCACUUAUGCUCUAAAUCAUUUGCCCAGAAGUGUCAGAUGGUUGUGCAUCUCCGCACCCAUACAGGUGAGAGGCCCUUCAAAUGCCCCAAGUGCACUUUGUCUUUCGCACAGCCAGCAAAUUUACACGUACAUGAACGCCUGCAUGUUGUUUCGUAACUACAAUGCUUGUGUAAUCACAAUUUUUUAAUUACUUUUUGAGUGUGAUGCAUUUUGCUUUUAAAUGUUUCCAGAAAAUCUAGUCAAUAAAAAGUUUUUUUAAAUAUUA
Molecule: messenger RNA, 937 nt
Organism: Rhipicephalus microplus (southern cattle tick)
Lineage: Eukaryota; Metazoa; Arthropoda; Arachnida; Ixodida; Ixodidae
Biological process (GO): embryo development; regulation of transcription by RNA polymerase II
Cellular component (GO): nucleus
Molecular function (GO): DNA-binding transcription factor activity, RNA polymerase II-specific; RNA polymerase II cis-regulatory region sequence-specific DNA binding
Source: RefSeq, a predicted model, not a curated record